Messenger RNA from Phycomyces blakesleeanus NRRL 1555(-), 753 nucleotides. RefSeq lists its product as hypothetical. The record is from RefSeq and is a predicted model, not a curated record. The transcript is spliced from 8 exons. Bases 1 to 753 code for a protein of 250 amino acids. NCBI's taxonomy places the organism in Eukaryota, Fungi, Mucoromycota, Mucoromycetes, Mucorales, Phycomycetaceae.
AUGUAUAGUUUCAGUCAAAAAUGCCCCUUGGGUUUUGUCAUCAAGAACUUUAACCAAAUUUCAUGCUAUAUCUGCAAUAUAUGGUACAAAUUUUGUUGUGUCAACACAAAAAGACUGUAUCAUGUUCACAUGAGCUACUGCAGACAGCUAAAAAAAAACUUAAAUGUGUCCGAUAUUAACACAACUCUCCUCAACUCAAUUCAAAAGAUUGAGGUUGAUCUUGCUGAAAUCAAGCAAGCAUUGUGCGAGCUUCAAAGGCAAUUCAGCAAUCAAUUUGCGCCAGCAGUCAGUGCGGAAGAUCUAACUACAAUGCAACAAAGCAUUAUUGAGCAGAGUUCUCUUGAGUGCAUUGCCGAGUCUGUGAAAAGAGCUCAGCUCACAGAGUACCCUGAUCAGCUCGGUAAGCAAGUAAUCAAUACUGGCGGCAAGUUCAAAGGAAAAAACAAAGCACAAAAAUACAAUCUGUUGCUUCAGAUUCUUCACGAGCAGGACUGGAAGGUGCGCUGCAAAGAAGUUCCACAAGGGCAGCCUUUACUUCCAUUAGUCCCUCUUUCAGACUAUGAUUUGACAGUAAAAAGACUGCAUCUCAAAACAUUAGGCCGUACGACACAGCGAGACAUAAGUGAUUCUUCGCUUUCUUCUCCUGAUAUGUCAGAAACUGGUGAUGUUGAGUCGCCCAUAAUGGCAGAUUUGCUGUCUCCUCUACCUACAGCAAGUGUUGAGCCUGCUCGCAAGAGAAGCCAAAGAUCAUAG